AAAUACAAAUCUUCGACCCGCUGGAGUCCGAUUUACUAUAUACACCAGCUCACCAGCUGGCGACGUGGCAUACACUGUACACACGAGCUAUUUAAACCGUACUCGCGGACAUUAAGGAUUAAUUGAGACUGUUUUUAGGUUUUCUAAAAUUUUGAUAAGUGAACUCUAGAGGUAACGCCGUACACCGCAUUCUUAUAUCAUGAGGUGCCAGUGAAACUUGUGACAGGAAAAGUCAGUGUCAUCUUAUGUCAAUUUCAGUGAAACGAACAUCGGUUGCUACCGUUUAAGUGUAUGAAAAAAAACUCUACAAUGGGAUUGUCAACGUUUCUACUCGUUGUUUUCACAGCUUGUAACACUUUUCUUCCAAUUUACGGAAAGGUAGGAUUUCCGAAGAGCAUGGGUAUGGAUCAUCAGUUCCCGCCGACGAUCACCCGCCCGGUAGGAGGCAUUCCGAUCGGACAUCUACGACCUUUGGGAUUUCAACGUAAUCCAUCCGGAAAGGUUAUGAACACUUUGGAGAUGCCCCAUGCGCAUGCGUUCAACAUAAAGUACAUCAAAUCGAACAAGCCGGUGGUCAUUCGGGAGGCGAUGAAACACCAACCAAUUCUGAAGGAGUGGGAAAACGACGCAUACUUAGAAAAUAAAUAUGGCAAACUGAACGUCACAGUGACUGUGAAGAAGGAGAGAAGAGCUCACGAGUACCAAUGGAUGACAAUGAAGAAGUUCCUCAUGGAUUAUACGUACGAGGACUGGUACCUGUCAACCAUAAUUCCGCCGGAAAUGGCCAAGGAGUUACCGGUGCCCGGAUGUAUGAGAUGCGGAACUUACCGGAAGAGGCUACAGGAAGCGGAACUAUGGAUGAGUUCUGGGGGAACCGCUUCUAUGCUUCACAGUCACGAAGAUCAUACUCUGCACUGCGUUUUAUUCGGACGAAAAGACUUCAUUGUAAUCGAGGCUGAACAUCGUAAACAUUUCAACUACAAAGAAAAGUACCACAAUGCUGGUGCAGGGUACUCGCCAUUAGACAUGGACUUCAUCAACAUGUUCCAGAACUCUAACAUCGCAAAGACGCCAUGGACAUACAGCACCCUCUCGCCGGGAGAUUGUCUCUUUCUACCAGCAGGAUACAUGCACCAGGUUCGUUCCUAUGGCAGAGGGAUGUCCUACACUGUUCUAUUCGCCCCGUCUCUCGAGUUUGAUUCCUCUGACUGUCGUCUGCCAGUAGCAAAAAAGGAUGACAAACCAAGUAUUCCAUCAUUGGCUGAUGUUGACUUCGUCUGGACAUCUCGAAAUGGAGACAGGGUGUUAGACGCUGACAAGAUGAGCCCCACUAUGUUAACUCAUAUCUUGGACAUGCUAAUCAGGGACAAGGACAAACUGCAUAAAGAGCAGUUCGAACAUUUCUACCUCGACGCCCUGCAAAAGGCGUACAAUUACCCACCUGCUAAGACAGCUUUCGAGAUCCUAACGGGAAAUCCAGGGAAAAAGUUCAUCACGAGGACGGAAAUAAGAAACUUGAAACUGGAGCAGUUACAGAGACUGUGUAUACUGUACAAUGACGCUUUUCUAGAACCUACAUUUAACAAAGAGGAACUGUAAACAAAGGAAAUAUAAUAUUUUAUAAACAGUUCUGUCAAGUUUGUAUAAAGUAAUAUUGAUAAAAAAGAGACAUAAUCUCAUUGUACGUUAUAUAAUGUUAGACCACUAUAAGCAAUGCACGUGUAAUCCAAGAAUAAAACAGAAAGAGCCAUAUUUGAAAGAUACAAACUCAUCUAACAACCACAUUUUCUUAUUAACUAUUUCGUCCAUUUUAGUCAUCAUUAUUUUUUCAGAAAUCUACUACUGAAUUCCACAUAUCUGUUUUCAAUUACACAGUCAUACUUUUUACCUCAUCUCUCCGUAACUUGAAUAAUCUGGAAAAUUCUGCUUAAUCUACAAAGGCCUACAAUGAACUGAUUGGAAUCUACAGUUAACAUUUUGUGGCCCAAUUUAUGUCAUUCAGAAAUUCACUAUUUCACAAUGAAAGCUAUAUUCAAAAUGUAGCCCUCUAAAAUACGAUUUAUUUCAAGAGUAUCUGUUCAAAGAUAUGGACAAACUUUUUAUUUUAUUUUACAACAAUUAUGAAACAAGUAAGUUCAACUUAUAUGAAUCACUCCUGUUGGCCCAGAUGUCAGCUCGUGGGGGGGGUUUAAUGUGGGAGGACACCGGAGAACCCGGGAAAAACCCCACGUGGUCGGGCAUGUGACCCCAUACCUUUUCACGUCCUAUAGGAGAAUCGAACCCCGGCCGCCUUGGUGAAAGACAGUUGCGCGUUCAGCUGCGCCAUCCGAGCACCUGAGCAUUAGUCUGGCACACAGUAGUAAACAUCAAUAUAAGAAUGGUGAUAACAAUGUUCCGGAGUGUCAGUAUCAUAAAGAUUUGUAAAACAUUAUUUUGUUUAGAAGACAUGCUUUUAAAAUAUAUAUCAUUAAUUCAAACCUUUUACAAAAUGGAAAUCGUUGACGCCACAUUAGGAACCCUAUAGACACGUACAGAUUUCACGAAAGUCAAAAGGAAUUUAAUACAGAAAUUAAUAAUUUACAAUUUAUAUCAUUCAUAUAUGUUAUUUGCAUUCCCUAUAUUUUUUUAUAUAAGAGAGAAAGUCGUUCCUAAGUAGAAUGAACGUGUGUCUCAUUCUCGUCACUAAAGUGCAGAUAAUAAAUAUGUUUAAAUACAAAUGAGCUGUGAUUCUGUUUAUGUAGUGCUGCUGUGGUAAAUAUUCCUAGCAUUUUACUGAAACCAAGUUUGACAUGGAACAUCAAGCUCUGCACUUUUAAACAUUGGCUCUAAAACCUCCUUGUCAUCACAUCCUUAACAGUGAUGUACAUACAGCCUAAUUAGAAGCCACACUCUGCCUUAAAAACAUAACUCGGCGAUAUGUUCUUCCAUCGCCGUCAUACACUCCCUAGCACUUUAUCCAUCAUGAAGGGAGACUUCGUACGUCAUGCUGCGUUUAGUCUGUUGCUAACUAGACUUGGUUUUUUCUACAUUGUCUAGCUUUCUUAAUGUAAAUUCUUCGUCUGAAGUGUUUAUCGCUUUUAUUUUUUAUCUACCAUUUGUUUAUGUUUCAUUACGCAACAGGCCUAAUUUUCAUUUAGAAAUGAAGCCAUGCUCUCCGCACAGAGAUAGUUCUAUCCCAUAUAGAUAUAAUCUAGUAACCCGAACAUUAAAAUCUAUCACAUCUAAUUAGUAUUAAUGCGUCAAAUCCUUACGCCUUGAAAUUUAUUAUGUUGCCCAUAUAAUCUUCAAAUUGUAAAAAAAAUACGUUCUAUUGAACAUGACAAUAUACAUAUCUGAUAGAAGAUGAUACUCCGCAUAAAUAUUUUCAAAUUACCAGUGCCCUGUGGAUGCAUUGUACACGUAUGAUCUUUAAGUAUACAUUUUAAACCUUUCAGUAGUAAUGAGACAAGCCAAAUAUAAAACUAUGAUCAUAUAUUAAUAUAACUUAACUUAAUGUAAAUCGUAUGACAUCCAGAACAGUUAGCAUGGGCAACACAAUUAAUUUUGUUGUCAUAGCAUUAAAAUAAAUAAACUAAAACACGAAUACCACAAAUAACAUUUAAGUACGUACAGCUUGUCCAUUAAAUAAAAGAAGUACUCUUUGAACGUUGUCGACUUCCCUUUGGCAACUUUCCUAAUGAUCUAUUUUCUUUCCUUUUUUUUCACUCAGAAAAAAAAUGUAAAUUUUCAGCAAUUUCGUUAAUGACAUGAAAUGCCAUUCUUGUUAUUUUGUUUAAUACUUUAUAGAUAUUUUUCCAACCGAAAACGAGGUUAUUUUAUCUGAUCGACAGACACACAUAAACACAACGGCGUGCAUGUUCUGUGUACAUGUUUGCAGCACGUAUAUGUGUGAUCCUAACGAUCUUUAUUUCACGUGUCUCCAGUAAAACAAAUUGGUACACUGACAAGCGAUAUCUUUGCCGAAGUCUAUGACAUCAAUACUAUAUAUCUGUUCAUUUUUUCAAUACAUUUAAAUCGACAAUUGUAAAAGCUCGAAGCAAGCUGUCAAUUAAUACGGUUGUACGCAUAUACCAGCACAGCGGGAGGGUUCCACAUAGAGCUACUGUUUUAAUUCGGAUUUCUUCCUUCUGUUUAGUAGAUGAAGCGACCUAACAUGAGCAGAAUACCUGGUCAAAUUAUGUACCUUCAAUGUUUAUUGUUUUUAAAACGUUUUAACAGCCAUACAUUAAACAUUCAUUAAAGGCCACACUUGUAACAUGUAGGCAUUAAAGAGCUGAGUUC
Messenger RNA from Mizuhopecten yessoensis (Yesso scallop), 4281 nucleotides. Its product is annotated as lysine-specific demethylase 8-like. Gene Ontology annotation, molecular function: 2-oxoglutarate-dependent dioxygenase activity. Bases 292 to 1599 code for a protein of 435 amino acids. The transcript is spliced from 8 exons. Lineage: Eukaryota; Metazoa; Mollusca; Bivalvia; Pectinida; Pectinidae. The record is from RefSeq and is a predicted model, not a curated record.